Messenger RNA from Xiphophorus maculatus (southern platyfish), 1512 nucleotides. RefSeq names its product protein FAM110A-like (gene fam110a). The coding region runs from base 273 to 1397 and encodes 374 amino acids. Lineage: Eukaryota; Metazoa; Chordata; Actinopteri; Cyprinodontiformes; Poeciliidae. The transcript is spliced from 2 exons. The record is from RefSeq and is a predicted model, not a curated record.
GCCUCGGCCAGCACAUGAGUUGUCAAACAGGUUUGUGUUGUUGCGCUGGUAAACGCUUGUUUCGGACACAUUCAUGCGGGAGGAUCAGCGUCCCGAGUCGGCUUGUGUUCAGCAGAGACCCCCGGAACCCGCGGCUCCGCUCUUCACCGCUCAGGAAGUCCAAAUGUCAGGCUGCUAAAGGUCAGCUGAGGUCACAUCUCUUGGUCAUGGCAGGACGAUGAUCACCUAGCGCUCUACAGGAAGCCACAAAGUGAAAACAGGAAGCUUCAGUCAUGCCAAUGGAGGCGCUCCAACAUCCGUCAAGGCAGCCGCUGAAAGCUGCUGUAGGAGUUUCUCCUCCACGCCUGCGGCCAAAGGGUCCGCUGGGUCCAGACUUCUACAGACGCGUCCAGUCGGGCGCCAGCACCCCGAGGCAGAGCGCCGUGGAGAGACUGGAGGCGGACAAGGCCAAAUAUGUGAAGAGUCAGGUGGCUCUGUCCAAGCAGCAGCCGGUCCGGGCGCCGGAGCUGAAGAAGCCGCUGCUGAACCCCAGCACUCCACUGCGGCCCACCAGGAAGACCCCGGCCCAACCCAGCCCCAAACCGGAGGGGGUCCAGCUGGACCUAGAGCGCCUGAGCAGCCUCAUUAGCGACCUACCCAAUGGACCCCAGUGCGCCGCCAAACCUCCGGCACCGCAGGUGAAGGCGAAGCCGCGGCCGCCUCCGCGCCCUGACUGGCCCAGAGCCGCUACGGUGAGGCUAAAAGCGACCGCCCCUGCCACGGCAGACGGGCCGGUUUGUCCCGGGGCGCCGGCUGCUGGGACAGUACGCAGAGUGGACGUAAUGCCCCAGGCGGGCCAGGUGCGGCCAGGCUCCAGACCGCCGCAGUACGUGCGGCAGCCGCUCCAGCCGGUUCCGCUUCAUCCCCAGUUUCCUCUGCAUCCGACCACGUCCCGCCAGGGGCUCUUAGUCCAGAAAACGAUGGCACCGGUUGCUCCCAAACCCGAACCCUCGGCGCCGGCGUCCCCCGCCAUCACCAGGCUGUCGUCCUCCAGCUCCAGAAAGCGACCCUCUCUGACCCGGUCCAAGUCGGACAUGAGCGACCGGUUCUCCCGGGCCGGCACGGAGCUGGAGCGCUUCUUCAACCUGUGCGGCCUGGAGCCGGUCGACCUGCAGGACCUGCCGGCCUCCAGCUCCGACAUCGUGUCGCUCGCCCGCUUCCGGAGCGUCAGCGCUCCCGGGUCCGAGUGCGGCGCCUCACAGAGAGGCGGCGAAGAAGAGGAGGAGGAAGAGGCCCCCAACCCGGCGGAUCGGGUUCCUUACGGCGUUUCUGUCAUUGAGAGGAACGCCAGAGUGAUCAAGUGGCUGUACGGACUGCGGCAGGCCAAGGAGAACACAACGAAGAGCACAAACCUGUAGCACAAAUCCAUGACGGCGCAUUAGACCAAUGUAGAUAGGAGAAAAAAUCUAAAUUUCACCAAAAAUCUCAUAAGUUUUCUGGAAAAAAAAAUGUUUCUGAGCUCUAAAAGUUGAA